GGGGAGCCGCCAGCCGGAGGACACGUGAUCCACAACGAAGUGUCCCUUUAAAUCUCAGUCCCGGCUGCUGGCUGGUCCCCUCUCCUCCUCCUCCUGCUGCUCCUGCCGGGACCUGAUGACAGUCACAUAGGGGGGGUCUGACUGAGCGCCCACCUCCCAGAGAAUGGUGUAAGCACAGGGGGGGAGCAGCUCCAUAACUUCUCCGGAGCGAGGAAGAUGAGCACAGAAUUCACAAAACCUGCUCUUGCACCAAAGCCACGAGGUGUUGACUCAUUCAGUCCAAAGUAUUCGUCUCCACUACUCAAAAGAGUUGGACUUGUCCAUCAGGCAAAAUCUAUGUCCAGGGGCCCCAAACCUCCCAUUGCCCCCAAGCCAGUGUUAUCCCCAGCGACAGAAAGGAGGUUUAUAGAGGAUGAGAAUAAUUCCUUGAACAAAUGUUCAAAUGGAGGAGUAGAUUGUUCUGUGGAAAUCUAUGAUGCUGAUAAUUACAGACCAGAGUGCCAAGGAUCAGAGCCGUUAGACAUGACUUACGAGGACUAUAUGGCGGUUCCUGAGUCCCAACUCACAGAUGAAGAAAGCACCGACUUUGAAUGUGAAAAAAGCUCUUGUUCUGAGGGCACUGCCGACACUUGGAAUGCAACGUCCAUUGAAGGGGACAUCAUUGAUGACGCACGUUUCAGCCCUUCUCAGACUGGGGAGGAGGAUAGUGGACACCCAGACAGCGUACCAUCAAGAGAUGUUGAAUCUGGAGACUCUACAGAGGUCGAGGAUAGUGAUAACACUGAUGCCCUUAGCUUAAGAUCUUCAUCUACUGCUGAGGCAGAUAGCUUGGUUCCUCAUUCUGGCUCAAUGCAAUUCAAAAAUGAGCUUGGAGACAUGGAUGAUUUUUUACCCAUGGACAGCAGUGAAUGUAACACAGAGCCUGGGGACGGGGAUAGAGAUUUUAAAAAUAUUGGGCGUGUUGAGGUUAUUUUGACAGAUAUCAGUAUGGAUUGUCCACCAAUUAACUAUGAAACUACAAAUGAAGAAGAUUUGAACCAUGAGUUCUCUUUGGAUGAGACUCCUUGCAAUGACUGUUCAUUACAGAGCCCUGAUGAUGUUGACAAUACUGCUGUAACAUCUGACCAUGAACUUUUAUGUACUGAUUCCACAGAUGAACCCCUAGUCUCUGAAACUGACCAAUGUGAAGGCUCUGAACAGGACGUUGCUGCAGAAGUUCUAGAUCAUGAGGUUGAAAGCACAGAGGACCCCAGUGUAAAGGGUGAAGAAUCUCAUGACCUUAUUGAGGAAAUAGUCAAGAUUGUAACAGAUCCUAGUAUAGAAGAAGAAAGUGGACAAGAUGAUAAAGAAGAUAACAUGGUCAAUGAAACAGAUGAGGUAAUAGAGGAACCAUCACAGGGUGACCUUGAGAUUGGUGGGACCACUGAAGAGAACGGAGGAGCAGGAGGUGACAAUAUAGAUGAUAGCUACCAGAUUAUUCCUUUUGAAAGUGAGCUUAAUGAUGAUGCAAAUGAGUUCUCAGAAGAACUAUUGAAUGUGGAAAACAGACCACAAAAGAAUCUUCUUUUGGAGCCAUUGAUAGAGUCAGAGAAUGAGCAAAGAGAUGACGUAGAUGAUGAUCCUGAGAAAGGACAUGUCAACAAAGAAACAGAGGCAGGUGACACACCACAUCCUUCUGAGGCCAUUAAUACAGCUGCAGAUGCAGAAAGAAGUAAGUUAUGGGACCAUGGCCCAGCUGCAGUCACUCCGGGUGAAUUAUUUUCAGAGGAUAAAGCUGACCCAGCUAAGGUGUCACCUAAAGAUGAGGAAACAGAGGUCAAGGAGUUAGUAACAGACAUGGCAGAAAAUUCAGCCAUGACUGAGAUAAUUGUAGAGCCAGAGGAGGAUGAGAGCAACCCUUAUGUACUAGAGGACAGUGCAAAGUCCAGAAACAGGAAUCUAGUCAUUACGGAAGACUCAGCUGGCAAAAAGCAUGAGGAAGAAGCCAUCAACCCUCAUUGCUCCAUGGAUGAAUGCAGUAAUGAAGGAGACAACCAUUUACUUUGCAUUGAUAGAAAAAACAUUGUCACAAGAACAAGAUCCUACUCAGGGAAAAUACCUGGCAAUGUUCCUGAGACUGUGCCUGAAGAAACUGGGGCCGAGAUGGACUCCCAGCCUGUAAGUAAUGAAUCGAUGAUGAAUAACAAGUGUGAAAACCUGGAAUCUAAACAUGCAGAGUUUUUACGGACCCUACCCAGGAAACCAAAUCGUUUUAUUAUGUACCCCAGAUCUUACUCUGUAGAAGGCAGGGAAAAUGCAGCCUCAAUGUAUAUUGAGUCUGAUGUCAGCUUCUCUCCGUAUAUCAUUAGUUCUUCUGGUAGCUUUUCACAGAGAAACUACCAUACACACAGUGGAAUGUCCACACCUACCUCCUUGGUGGAUAUCCCUCCACCAUUUGAGCUUGCCAGUAUUACUAAAAAGCCAAUAACCAAAAGUUCACCUUCACUCCUGAUUGAGAACGAUUCUUCUGACAAAUCCUUCAAAAAGAAGAAGUCCUCAUUCAAGCGGUUCCUCACCUUGAAAUUUAGGAAGAAGACAGAGAACAAGGUCCAUGUCGAUGUCAAUGUGACCUCUUCCAGGUCAUCUUCGGAAUCAAGCUAUCAUGGCCCAUUCCGGCUAAUGGAAGGGGACAGGAGAAGCCUUGAUCAAUCUCCUCAGCUGCACAGUCGUUCCGGGAUGCAUUGUCAUCCCGAUUCUCCUACUGCCAUGCUCUUCUACAAGGAAAUGAAGAGGAAGGGAACAUCGAAAGCUUUUAGCAGGAGUGUUGCAAGGGUGGAAUCCUUUGAGGAUCGUUCUAGGCCACCAUUCAUGCCUUUGCCUUUAACCAAACCCAGGUCAAUUUCUUUUCCCAACGCUGACACCUCAGACUAUGAGAAUAUCCCAGCAAUGAGUUCCGAUUAUGAAAAUAUACAAAUCCCCCCAAGGAGGCCGGCCAGAGCUGGGACAUUCACCGAAUUUUUUGAAGAUCCCAGUAGAGCGUUGUCUUCUGCCAAUGAAAAUGAUGGAUAUGUGGACAUGAGUAGCUUCAAUACAUUUGAAAUCAAGCAACAGACAUCUGAGCAAGAGGCUGAAAGUGCCUACACGGAACCGUACAAAGUCUGCCCAAUCCCCAUGAACAACGCAGAAGACCUCACAUUGGACGAGGAUCAGAAAAGCUCAGAAGACGAGGAGACCAGCACUGGAGGGGUGCAGAAGAAGGAUGGACCCACGAGGGCGUUGCACAUUGUGGAGGAGCUCGUCGCCUCGGAGAAAGCAUACGUGGAAAUGCUGAGACGUCUGUACACAGAAUUCCACUCGUCAGUGCUCAGGGAGCUCGGCAGUGAAGAGGAAGACGAGGAGGAAGAGCUGAGACUACGACAUGGGCUAAGCCAGCUGGAAUACAUCUAUUUAUUACAUGAAGAGGUCCAGGAAGAGCUGGAGCAGAGGAUACAACAUUGGGAAGAAAAUCCAAAAAUCGCUGAUGUGUUCUUAAGUCGGCAAUCCAGGUUCCAGCACCAUAUCGCCUUUAUCGUUGCGUUCGACAAGACUACGGGUGCCCUUGAUGAUUGCAGCCUCAAAUCCCCCCGAGUCGCCGCAGUAGUGAGAGACUUUGAGAGGAACUUCCAGCGUGGGCAGUCCAGUGUCAAACACGAACUGGUGAAAGUGGUGCAGAGAAUUUUCCAGUAUAACAUGAUUCUAACAGAUUACCUGAACAAUCUGUGUCCGGACUGGGCGGAGUAUGAAGACACUCAGGCGGCCCUGCUGAUUGUAUCAGAAGUUGCAGAUCGAGCUAACGAGAGUAUGCACCAAGGGGAGAACCUACAGAAGCUAGUGCAGAUUGAGCACAGUGUCAGAAGACAGCGCAGCCUGCUCCAGCCGGGAAGGGAGUUUGUCAAGGAAGGGACACUAAUGAAGGUGUCUGGGAGGAACCGCCAUCCUCGCCACUUAUUCCUGAUGAAUGAUGUCCUGCUGUACACCUUCCCACAGAAAGACGGCAAGUACAGGCUGAAAAACACGCUCUCUAUCCCAGGAAUGCGGGUGAGCCGCCCAAUUGUGGAGAAUGCGCAGAACGUGCUGAAGAUUGAGUGUAUGGAGCGCUGCCUGAUGCUGUCCGCCAGCUCGUGUUCGGAGCGAGACGACUGGUAUAGUUGUAUCAGCAGAACCGUACAAGAGUACUACAAGGCUCCGACAGUAUCUGUCUAUAACAACAUUGAGCUUAGGGAAAGACUGGGAAUGUGUUUGGGUGAGAGGCCUCCCAGUGUGGCGCACACGUCUCACGCCGUGAUGUGUAUGAACUGCGGCAGUGACUUCACACUGACACUGAGGCGCCAUCACUGCCAUGCUUGCGGCAAGAUUGUUUGUCGCAGUUGCUCGAGAAACAAAUACCCGUUAAAGUACCUGAAAGACCGUCCAUCUAAAGUUUGCAAUGGAUGCUUUGCUGAGCUGAGGAAAAGAGAGCUCGCGUCAGCGAACAUGAAUUCCUCGCCGCAGUUGUCACGGUCGCCCGCCAGCGCUUUUUCAUCCAUGCUUCAAAGCAUUCACCCGUCUUCCUUUAAGAGACACAAGAAAGUGCCAUCUGCUCUGAUGGAGGCCGCAACGUCUGGUGAAAGUUCCUCAAUUAGUGGUUAUUUACAUCGGUGCAAAAAGGGAAAAAAAUACUGGAAAAAACGCUGGUUUGUCAUUAAAGGCAAAGUACUCUACACAUAUACUGCGUGUGAGGACAAAAUUGCCACAGAAAGUUUACCCUUAUUAGGUUUCCGCAUUGUGCCUGAAAACUGGGACCAGAACCCCAAACUAGGCACAGUGUUUCAGCUUUACCACAAGCAAAACUUGUUUUAUAGCUUCAAAGCAGCAGAUACCAAUUCCGCCAUCAGGUGGGUUGAAGCCAUAAAAGCAGCCACAGUAUUAUAGCAUUGGCUAGUCACAGAAAACACUCCACCAAUGAACAUUAUCAGAAUGUAAAUUCCUACCCCUGAUCCCCGGAACGGAACUAUUUGCAGGAACAGAGGAGCAGUCUGCACCUGCGCUGGCUGAAGGCUCCGCCUCUUCACCUUGCUCUUCUUUCAGAAGUCUCUUUGUUUUAUAUAUCAGCCAGUGGAACAUAAUAUACAGAAUGGGACUUUUCGCCACUUCCACCCUUUUUCUACAGUGAAAGGUUCAAUUUUCAUAGACAAUCUUUACCCAGAUAUACUCCUGUUUACAAUCUUCUAAUGACUAAUUAAGCAGGUAAUUUUAUAAUAUUUGUCAUAGGUCAGCCGCAUAUAUAUACACCUAUCUAGCAAAUAAAUGGGCAGGCGACUGUGUGUGUGAUGAUGAUUAAAGGGGAACUCUGCCUUUAGAGAACUCUAAGGUCUGGGUGACCUCCUCACUUUUGUUGCCUGCACACUGUGCAAAUGUAUGUACGUUGAUCGGCUGUCGUGUCCAUUCAAAUUGGUCCGGGGUACAGCACUUUUUGAGGCCGAAGUUCCCCUUUCAGGAAACUGAUAAACCUCUAGUGAAAAGAAAACACAAAGAACAAAUGAACCUCAUCUUUUUUUUCCAUCCAGCUUUUAUACUGUAUUCUCAAGGGCUUAUCUCGUGUCGGAGUUACUGAACACUAGAGUAGGCAGCUCUCCACUUCUGUUCCCGUUAGGACUGGCAGCUCCACCUUUCCCGGUGGCCCCUUGUGUUGCCCACUCGCUGCUUUAGAACACUGAAACCUCACCAAUUACAGUUGCCACCUCCCUACAGGGCUCCUCUGCCCUCAGACGUCACGGACGAGUAAUAUGUGCAUUGUACAUCCGUGACUUGCCGAUAUAAAACCAUUUUGUUUAGCAGGCUAUGCUAAAUAUUAGCUAUACUGAAAUGGCAUUGUUUACAGAGUACUUGUAAUUGUAUAUGAGACAAGAAGCCUUAAACAUAACACGUUGGUUCUAUCCGACCUAUUUAAAAGUAAAACGAACAGCCAGGUUCACCUCUUAUGAGAAUCUGUAAUAAUUAUGUGUAUAAAUAAAUAUGUUUAACAGUGUUGUCAUUAUAAA
Messenger RNA from Pseudophryne corroboree (corroboree frog), 6038 nucleotides. RefSeq names its product FYVE, RhoGEF and PH domain containing 5 (gene FGD5). Lineage: Eukaryota; Metazoa; Chordata; Amphibia; Anura; Myobatrachidae. Gene Ontology annotation, molecular function: guanyl-nucleotide exchange factor activity; metal ion binding. The coding region runs from base 217 to 4929 and encodes 1570 amino acids. Gene Ontology annotation, cellular component: cytoplasm. The record is from RefSeq and is a predicted model, not a curated record. The transcript has 21 exons.